GUGCUGGGCGUCACCCCUCACUUAACCUCACCAAACAACAAUAAAAUUACCUGCAGAUUUCAAGUAAUAUUUCUGUCUGCGGCUUACUGGAAACGUUGAGGAGACUCCUGCGGUACACUGCGAAUGUCCAGGUGAACUGUGGGUCCUUUUGUCGAGACGGGCAUCAACAAACACCUGGCAUGGCAGCAGAGGAAACAACAGAAUAAGAGGCAGCUGUAAGGCAACAGCAGGGGAAGCAGCGAGGAAACACCAGUGGUGGGAGCAGCAACAGUAGAAAAUACCAGUAGCAAUGUGGAAAGACAGUAGAAUCAGUAGUUAGGGAACUAACUACAGUAAUCAUGGAAGUAUCAGUGGGAAAGGAGAGUAGCUAGAAAAUAUUUUAGUAUCCUGAGUAGAAGUCCGUGACACCGUCGCCACCAUCAAACACAAGAGUACACACAACAAAACUAACAGGAGCGGCUGGUAACAGGAGUAGGUGGUAAGAGAAAGUAUUAACAGGAGCGCCGAGAAGAAGAAGAAGCAGGUCCUGGGGUAGAAUGAGAGGGAGCAGCCGAGGCCAGUGUGCGUGGUGGAGGAGGCCGGGGCGGGCCAGCACGCACGCUGCUCCUCCUGCCUCACUCGUCAGGAAGACAAGAAGAGACUCAGUAGCACCACCACCACUACUGCCGUAGGUGGGCCCCCUUGUGUGCUGCCAUGCCUGCCUGGCACCCCUCGCAGGCCUCACCUCAGUGCCUCAACCUAUACUACACACACGCUCGCAUUUGUCUCCCACCGUGGAUAAUAGCGAUUGUGGACAGUUGAUUGCAACUUUGAAUAAGAAAAUAGUGACACUACAGUGGUAUUGCUACGGAAAUAAUAGGUAUUACUAAGCGUGUUGUCAUUAGAUGACGAAGAUAUUAAGGAUAUUAAAGUUUAAGGAAGUAUAAGAGAGCGUGGAGACAUGGUGGCAAGCACCUUGACCAAGCUCCUGGUUACGGCCGCAGCCGUCAACUCUGCCAUGGCUUUGGAUGAUUCAGGAGCCGUGGGCGUGAUGGGGCUGGUGGGGACCCGGGUGGAGCUGCCCUGUCACUACACCCCGCGCAGCCCCGCGGACAAGCCCAAGCUCAUCCUCUGGUACAAGACCGGCAUCAGUAGACCACUCUUUAGCCACGACUCGCGGGUGCCGCAGGUGCAGGCUGACCUGCGGCAGGAUGGGGGCGAGCUGCGGUUGGGGGCGGGGUCGGCCUCCCUCGAGUACCGCAACCUCACGACCCUCCACGCCGGCCUCUACGAGUGCCGUGUGGACUUCUACACCUCCCCGGCCCACACCAGCCUCGUCAACCUCACCGUCGUGGAGCCGGUGAGAAGAGUGGAGAUCUUGGGCGCUUGGUCCGUAGGUCGUGGGAGCGGGUCUUCUGGUCGUGGGAACGGGUCUGUGGGGCGCGGCAACUGGGGGGUGCUAGGCCCCUACUACCCAGGACAAACCAUCAACAUCUCCUGCGUCUCCCACCAAGGAUGGCCCCCGCCUGUGCUGACCUGGUGGCUGGGGGAGAAGAUGCUCAAGAGCUCCCGCCUGGAGGAGGCGGUGACGGCGACCACGGUGCAGAACGACCUGGUCAUCGAGAACGCGUCGCGCAGCUGGCAUGACCAGACUCUCACUUGCACCGCUAACAACACGCGUCUGGCAGCCCCGGCAGCGUCUUCGGUCCUCAUACGCAUGUUUCUGAUGCCGUCGACGGUGGUGGUGGAGAACCCCGGGCCGGUGGUGGAGGGCCGGCAGGCACACCUUCGCUGUCUGGCCACCGGCGCCCAGCCCGCCCCAACCCUCACCUGGAGCCUCAACGGUACACUUACCCGCGCCCACCAGAGUGUGUCUGAGGGCCGAGUGACGUGGUCCACCCUGCUGGUGAACGUCAGCCGCGCCCACAACAACGUCAGCGUCGCCUGCACCGCCACCAACCCUGCUCUAAGGGGCCAGCGGGUCUCGAACUCCACCUACCUCACCGUCUACUACCCGCCGUCAGUGUCGCUGUCGCUCGGCCGCUCCCUACAGCCGGAGUCGCUGAAGGAGAACGACGAUGUGUACUUUACCUGCGCCGUUUCUGCCAGCCCCCCCGCCUCGACCAUCACCUGGUUCCAUCAGGGUCGUGAGAUGACGCAGAACGUGAGUGCAGGUGUGGUGAUGAGCGGGGACUCGCUGGUGCUGCAGGGCGUGCGGCGAGACCAGGCCGGCCAGUACCGCUGCGGCGCCGUCAACCCCCUGGCCCGCGUCGUCAGCUCCCCCGCCACCCUCAAGAUCAAAUAUAAGCCAGAAUGCCUCACAUCGCUGACCACUUACUUCAUCUAUGAUAAACCGGUGAACAUCACCUGCACUGUCACCUCACAUCCACCGGUCACCUCCAUCCACUGGCAGUGGAAGAACAACGAUGACCCUACCAGCACGCCAGUCACCAGCAGGAGGACCGAGGUAACGUCAGCCCAGUUGACGGUGCGGCCGUAUCCAGGAGGCGAGGACCGGACGCUCUCCUGCUGGGGCGUCAACGAAAUGGGCGCACAACUCCACCCUUGCAAAUUCUCUAUCAAAGAGGUGUCGCUGCCACGGUCGUCGUGUCGAGUGGCCAACAUCAGCACCACCUCCCUCAGCCUCGCCUGCCACACUCCACACCUCGACCCCCAACCCUCUACUCUCUACACAGCUGAGGUGUACUUCGACAACAGGACGCUCUUCGCCAACGUGACCUCGACGCGUCCUAACUUCAACGUGAGUCGGCUGGACGCAGGGACCAGUUACCAGAUCAAGGUGUACGUCAGCCACGGGCCCGUCACCUCCCAGCCCGUCGUCGUCUCCGCUUACACCUCCAGGUCCUCCACCUCACCAGCAGAUAGCGACGGUGAUGUGAGCGAGGGUGGUGGCGUUGUGGGCGGGGUGGUGGGCGGCGUGCUGGUGACGGCGGUGGUGGUGGGCGGCGGGGUGUGGGCGAGGGUGUACUGGAGCAAGAGGCGCCCAUCCUGCAAGACUAAGUCGCUCCACCUCGCCUCCGCCGACGACACCCGCCCCAUGUUGACUCUUGGAGGGUCAACGGAAGCCACGGCACUACGGGCACCACCUUCAGAAGAUAUCUGGAACAAAGAGGAGACCAUGUACCAGGCGGUGCCCGGCGAGUGUCAGGGGGACCAGGGCAGCCUCCUCCCGUCCAGCGACGACGACGAUGACGACCUCUCUCGCCCGUCCUACCCUUAUACUGGAGGAAGCGACAGUAUAGCCACUGUGGAGGAGAUCUUCAAGGUGGUGGUCAACCCGCAGCAUCAGAGUGUUGCCAUGAAAAAGAUAGAAGCCGAGGAGACACCGUCAGGAAAGACACAAGAAGCAACCAAAGAGGCUGACAACUACCUGGGGGAAUGGCUGCAGCUCUUUCCUAAGGAGAGUGAAGCCAAGCUGGCCAGAAAACUGAAGCACGUGUCCAAGAAGGACGAGGAGCACAUAGGCGAGUGGCUUCAGCAGCUGCCGCAGGACGCCGAAGACUACCCUGGGGGCUGGGUCAUCAACUCCUCCCGCAACGAUGACAACUUUCCCUCAGGCAACCUCAACCUUUUCCCCAAGACAAUAGAGGAGCCCCCGAGUGGAUGGCCAAGGAAGUCCACCAAGGAAGACGAGAGCCAUGCUGUCGGGGAGACACAAGGACUGCCCACAAAUGUAGGUGAAAAUGACAGUGCUUGGCACGAGCGGCGGCCUCAGGGAGCUGAAGGUUAUCGUAGUGGGGCACUGAAACGUCCACAGAAAUUAGCAGAAAGCUACAAUGACUGGAGGCUCAAGUACGAACCAAACAAAGCAAAACACUUUAAGUGUAACACAUUACAACAUUCUUUCAGAGUAGCUGGUAACUAUCGCAAUGAUUUACCGUUAAAUUUGCCCAGAGUACCAACUCACAACCGAGGUUGGACACUGCCACGUCCACCAAAUUUAGCGGAUAAUUUUGUAACCCGAACUCCACAAAAUACGUCCAGCGAGAUGGGACUCUACCGAGGCGGAAUGCUGAGGCAGCCCUCUGAGCCAACAGGAAUACCUAUACGCAGUAACUCAAUGAGAGCCUCGUCGGGUAGAGGUGGAGGUGUUCCCCUGAGGAGGCUGCGGAGGGGGUCGCCGGAGGAAAUGGAUCUUGAGAGCGAAGAGUUGCCUUGUUCCGUCCACCAGCUCAUGUACUCAGAGGAGACCAUUCUCUGAUACAGUGUUAUUGGUGAGCCAACCAUUAGUAGACUCUCGGUAACUUUUACAAUAAACCUCUCUAAA
Molecule: messenger RNA, 4267 nt
Organism: Procambarus clarkii (red swamp crayfish)
Lineage: Eukaryota; Metazoa; Arthropoda; Malacostraca; Decapoda; Cambaridae
Molecular function (GO): protein binding
Source: RefSeq, a predicted model, not a curated record